Messenger RNA from Ostreococcus tauri, 1332 nucleotides. Its product is annotated as Translocation protein Sec63. The record is from RefSeq and is a predicted model, not a curated record. The transcript has a single exon. Lineage: Eukaryota; Viridiplantae; Chlorophyta; Mamiellophyceae; Mamiellales; Bathycoccaceae. The coding region runs from base 1 to 1332 and encodes 443 amino acids.
AUGGGUCUCCCGUGGUUUCGAAUCGUCAUGAUCAUCGUCAUGCUCAGCUCGGACGACGUCGAGGGCGCCCUGGCGUCGAUCGCGCACGUCGUCCUGAGCUGGAGCCUGCGAGAACUGUUGAGCGUGACGCAGCAGUGCGUGAUGAUUCCAAAGCUCGUGAAGCUCGGACAGGUGCACCCGGAGGCAUGGCGACGGGCGAAAAUCCCGUGGUUGGGAUUCGCGUUUCACUUCGCGAUCGCGGGGGCGAUGCAGUGGGGUUUAUACCGAGGCGGCAGCGCGCGCUUGGGAUUGUUUCUGAUCCUCACCGCGUACGCGUUACCGGUGUUCAAGAGCGUGAUGUAUCCUAGACUGUGGACGAUGGUUCCGUUCUUAGGGUUUGUGAUGUACUUCGUGUGGACACGCGACGGCGUGAGGGAGUUACUGGUGGGGUUGGCGCUGUUCCAAGGCGUGAGCACGCUGCAGGAGACGCGCGGGUAUUACUUUGGGACGAGCGCCGCGUGGUCGUUCGUAAUUUGGACCGUCGCGUUCGCGUGCACGGCGCCAAUUUUAGUGAUAUUCGCCGUGGCGUACUUCAAUUCGCCGUACUUCGAGCGCAUGAUCAAGUACAGGAAGCGAGCGAAGUACGCGAGGAUGUGGUGGUGGUUCGAGAGGUAUGCGUAUGUGUUGGGAUACGAGAGCGAAGAGGGAGACGAUCCGUUUACGAUACUCGGGGUGCGACGGACGGCGAGCACGGUGGAGAUACGCAAACGAUUUAGAGAUUUGAGUCUAAUGUAUCACCCGGACAAGACCGGCAACGAUUCGGUGAAGCGAGAGAUGUUCAUAAAGGUGCAGAAGGCGAUGGAGAUGAUAACAAAGGGAACGUUUGACGACGCUCGCCCAGACGCGGAAACUAUGGUUCAAAGUCGUGCCCUGGCCACGAUCAAGCGGUGCGGAUCGUUGUGGAGCCUGAUCGUCAUAUGGCUCGCGUUGUCGGUGCUUCAGGGAAUUGUAUUCCUCGGGCAACGUGCACACGAGCGACGCGAACGCGAGCUCAAUCCGGAUGCCUCAUCCAGCGAAGCCAACAAAUAUCCCGAGGUGCACAUCGGUCCCACCUUUGUCGGUUCCAGCAUUCUGGGCUUCACCAAAUCUCGUCAAAAUCAACGCCGCGGUGUCGAAAACGUCAACGCCGGCGGCGCGCGCGUCGUCGGAAACCGCCGAAUCGCCACCCCUCACGGACAGGUGCCUCGCUUUGAUGAGGUCGAACCGACCGAACCCGCCGAUCCCGAUGCCGAAGGUCUCCGCCGUCGGCGCACUCCCAUGCUCGAUCCCGUUGAAAACGUAGAAUUGGAUUGA